This is a messenger RNA of Dentiscutata erythropus, 791 nucleotides long. NCBI's taxonomy places the organism in Eukaryota, Fungi, Glomeromycota, Glomeromycetes, Diversisporales, Gigasporaceae. The record is from the annotation of a GenBank genome assembly.
AAGAGUUAAUAGAUAUUCAAAACCACAUUAAUUCAAUAAAUCUCCCAAAUGUUAACAUAUACGAAACUAUUAAUUCUUUGGACAAAGAAGAGUUAAUAAAAGUUCAAAACCACAUUAAUUCAAUAAAUCUUCCAAAUAUUAACAUAUAUGAAACUAUUAAUUCUUUGGACAAAGAAGAGUUAAUAAAAGUUCAAAACCACAUUAAUUCAUUAAAUCUCCCAAACGUUAAUAUCUAUAAAAUUAUUGAUUCUUUGGACCAAGAAGAAUCAAUAAAAAUACAAAACUACAUUGAUUCGAUUCAUCCUAAAAUAGAGAAUUUAAUUAAUAUGAUGGUAUAUUCUAAAGGUAAAUUAAAAGGCGAAAUAUUGUUUUCUUACUUACAAAAUAAAGCAAAUGAAUUCGUAACUAGUGGUCUUUUUAAACAUUCUUCAUCUGUUUGUGCUUUGCAAGAUAAAAUAAACAGAUUAAAAACUGAAAAUAAAAAACCAAGUGAAAAUAUAUUUCAAGGAUUCAAUCUAUUGCUCAAAAAUCAAAAAAAAUUACAAAAAGUCAAUUUCAAAAGGCCGCAAAAAAAAAUAAUAAAGCAAAAUAAUCAUAAAUAUACAGCCAAAUUUGUCAAGCUUGUCACUAAUAUGAAUAAUGCCGGGUCAAUUUCACUUUCAGCAACAGUUGAGUGUACUAAAGCAAUGGUAGCUUUUUUUAUUGGAGAAACACCAAAAUGUUGGCUCUCAACUGGAACUCUUUCUCGUUGGAAUAAGGAAGUUGCUAAAAUAUCACUUCAACAAAAUUGA